Messenger RNA from Diospyros lotus (date-plum), 1100 nucleotides. Its product is annotated as probable glycosyltransferase At5g11130. Bases 20 to 1024 code for a protein of 334 amino acids. Gene Ontology annotation, molecular function: glycosyltransferase activity. The transcript is spliced from 2 exons. Lineage: Eukaryota; Viridiplantae; Streptophyta; Magnoliopsida; Ericales; Ebenaceae. The record is from RefSeq and is a predicted model, not a curated record.
GUUAAGGAGCCACGUAGAAAUGGAGAAGCGAUUCAGAGUGUGGACGUACAAGGAAGGGGAGCCGCCGCUGUUCCACGGCGGGCCGAUGAACGACAUCUACUCGGUGGAGGGGCAAUUCAUGGACGAGCUCGAGACCGGAAACAGCCCCUUCGAGGCGGCCUCCCCCGACGACGCCCUCGCCUUCUUCCUCCCGGUCAGCAUCACCAACAUCAUCCGCUUCAUCUACCGCCCCUACACCUCCUACUCUCGAGAUCGACUCCAGAACGUCGUUCAGGACUAUAUCGGCGUCGUCUCCCACCGCUACCCCUUCUGGAACCGCAGCUCCGGCGCCGACCAUUUCCUCAUUUCCUGCCACGACUGGGCGCCAGAUGUUUCGGCAGCCAACCCGAAGCUCUACGAAAACUUCAUCCGAGUUCUCUGCAACGCCAACGCAACGGAAGGCUUCAAGCCGGUGAGAGACGUCUCCGUGCCGGAGAUCAAAAUCCCGUACGGGAAACUAGGGCCGCCACGCUACGGCCAGCCACCUAACAACCGCUCAACCCUCGCCUUCUUCGCCGGCGGAAAACACGGCGACGUCAGAAAAGAACUUCUCAAGCACUGGAAAGACAAAGACGACGACGUCCAAGUCCACGGUUACCUCCCUAAAACCCUAAACUACUUCGAGCUAAUGGGCAAGGCCAAGUUCUGCCUGUGCCCUAGCGGAUUCGAAGUUGCGAGCCCCAGGAUCAUCGAGUCCAUCUACGCUGGCUGCGUUCCGGUCAUCGUCUCCGACGGCUACGUCCUCCCGUUCAGCGACGUUCUCGACUGGAGCCAGUUUUCAGUUCAUGUUCCGGUGGCGAGGAUACCGGAAAUCAAGGAAAUUUUGCAGGGAAUCUCCAUGGAAGAGUAUUUGGUGAAGCAGAAGGCCGUGAUGGCUGUUCAGCAUCACUUCACCAUCAAUCGGCCGACGAAGCCGUUUGAUUUGAUGCACAUGGUGUUGCAUUCCAUCUGGCUUCGGCGGCUCAAUUUCCGGCUGCCACUGUGAUUUUGUUUUUUUUUUUUUAAUUUUAUACUGUAAAUUAAAAAAAUUUAUAGAAAAGAUUGAAAAGAUAUUUUUUAAG